GCCAAUCGAGAAGGAUCAGUAGUCAUCAGAACACUUCACCUAUCGCACGAAAAACAGUCAAUAUGGAGAACGAAACGCAAAGUCUCGAAGCCAUCAUCAACAACAACCUCACCGGUCGAGACCUGGAAGAGUUCAAUAGAAUUUAUUACGGCAGAAAAGAUAAUCUUGAAGUCAAAUUAAAGGAUUCCUCAAUUGCGGCGGCUAAAGAGGCUGAUUUCGAAAUUGCCUCUUACGCAUUCCCUGCUAAAAAGGAACAAACAAGGCCACCAAGGAUCGUUAAAGUAGGUGUGAUCCAACAUUCCAUUGCCGCACCAACUGAUCGUCCAGUUAGUGAGCAGAAAAAGGCUAUUUUUAACAAAGUAAAGAAGAUCAUCGAUGUAGCCGGCCAAGAGGGUGUAAACAUCAUCUGUUUCCAAGAAUUAUGGAAUAUGCCAUUUGCAUUUUGCACUCGCGAGAAGCAACCGUGGUGUGAAUUCGCCGAGUCAGCUGAAGAGGGUGAGACCACAAGAUUCCUAAGAGAAUUGGCUAUCAAAUAUGCAAUGGUGAUUGUCUCCUCCAUCCUGGAAAGAGAUGAUAGCCACUCUGACAUUCUGUGGAAUACAACGGUGGUUAUAAGCGACACGGGAAAUGUUAUUGGUAAGCACAGGAAGAACCACAUCCCCAGGGUGGGAGAUUUUAACGAAUCAAACUACUAUAUGGAAGGCAACACAGGUCACCCAGUGUUUGCUACUCGCUACGGUAAGAUUGGUGUUAAUAUUUGUUUUGGCCGUCACCAUGUGUUGAAUUGGUUGAUGUACGGUUUGAAUGGAGCAGAAAUAGUAUUCAAUCCGUCAGCUACGAUCGCUGCGGAGGCUGGUAGUGAGUACAUGUGGAAUGUUGAAGCGAGGAAUGCCGCUAUCACCAACUGUUAUUUCACAGCAGCUAUUAAUAGGGUGGGUUACGAAACUUUCCCUAAUGAAUUCACUUCGGCUGACGGCAAACCCGCCCACAAUGACCUUGGCUUGUUCUACGGUUCGAGCUACUUCAGCGGACCCGAUGGUGUUAGGUGUCCAGGGUUGUCCCGCACACGAGAUGGUCUUCUAAUUGGUGUUUUGGAUCUGAACCAGAAUAGACAGAUAAAAGAUCGCCGCUGUUACUACAUGACACAGAGAUUAGAUUUGUAUGUCAAUAGCCUUAGCAAGGUUUUGGAAUUAGAUUAUAAGGGUCAAGUCGUUUAUGAGAAUGAUAAAUAAUUCUAAGUACACAUGUAUAAAUCAAUAUAUAUAAGUGAAAAUGAAGAAAUAAUUAUUACAGAUGCGUUAUGUUUGUAUGUUACACAGAUUUUAAUUUUAACUUUUUAAUGAUCAAUGUAUGUACAAAAUUAAUAUGAAUAAAA
Molecule: messenger RNA, 1375 nt
Organism: Achroia grisella
Lineage: Eukaryota; Metazoa; Arthropoda; Insecta; Lepidoptera; Pyralidae
Product: beta-ureidopropionase-like
Exons: 1
Coding region: 63-1232 (389 amino acids)
Molecular function (GO): beta-ureidopropionase activity
Source: RefSeq, a predicted model, not a curated record